UGUAUGAGAUGCUGCCAAGUGCUGGUGUCUAUUACUUCCCGUGGGAGAUAGACAGCUCAGUCCCUGAGGGGAAGGCACUGAGGACAUUUGGCAGGUUAUGCUGCUAUGACCUGGCCCGAUCUGAAGCCAUUCUUAGCACACAGCACAACUUGGCUCAGUACCAAGUCUGUGUUGACACCAAGUUUGUUGAGCCAUUCCAAGCCCAAGUGGGAUCUUUCUACAUGGUCCUGGGAGAGGCUGAACACAGGGAAGGUAAUCCUGUGGUAAAAGCACGAAUAUUGACCUGUGUGGAAGGGAUUAACCUGCCUCUGCUGGAACAAGCCAUACAGGAGCAGAGGAAAUACUUCAAUGAGAGGCAGGAGCAGAGGGAAAACAGCACACCCUGACAGCAGCUCUGAGACCAGCCACAUGCUGAUCCUUGCACUACCAUUGGCAACAAAUAUGUUUAAAGUAAAUAAGGAGGUGUGUUUGCUGUGGCAAAAGGCAAAGUCACUGAGCAGGGAAACACUUGAAGACUCUGAGUCAAUGUGUGUGACUGUGGGCUGUCCAGUCCUGCCCUAGGUAUCAUGACUGAAAAUAGCUCCAGGAAGCAGGUUUGUUGUUUGCUUGAAAGGGUAGUUAAGGAAAGGGAACACUUGGAUUAUGCUGGUUCUUUUGUAAUGCACGACAUGAAGAAGUCAGAAGUCUCUGAAUCUGGAGUUAGGCAUCUCACGUUUGGCAGAUGGGGGGCAGAGGGCAUUAGCACAAAGUUCAUUAGCUCUGCCUGGCUGCAGGGCCCAUGAGUGCCUGUGUUGGAGUACCCUGACUCAGCUGCCACACAGGAACAUUCCUGGCAAAACACUCAUGUAUCUGGACUGACCAAAGAAACAAGAAGAGCA
Cinclus cinclus is the source of this 878-nucleotide messenger RNA. It is a transcript of the gene TEN1, whose product is annotated as TEN1 subunit of CST complex. Gene Ontology annotation, biological process: negative regulation of telomere maintenance via telomerase. The transcript is spliced from 3 exons. The record is from RefSeq and is a predicted model, not a curated record. Lineage: Eukaryota; Metazoa; Chordata; Aves; Passeriformes; Cinclidae. The coding region runs from base 9 to 386 and encodes 125 amino acids. Gene Ontology annotation, molecular function: telomeric repeat DNA binding; telomerase inhibitor activity; single-stranded DNA binding. Gene Ontology annotation, cellular component: CST complex.